Styela clava is the source of this 4066-nucleotide messenger RNA. RefSeq names its product kazrin-like. NCBI's taxonomy places the organism in Eukaryota, Metazoa, Chordata, Ascidiacea, Stolidobranchia, Styelidae. Gene Ontology annotation, molecular function: protein binding. The record is from RefSeq and is a predicted model, not a curated record.
UUGUUUGUAUUUCAGUACAGAGUUUUACCACACAACGCAUUUGUUUUAAGGCAGUCUUCAGUUUCGUAAUACAUGUUACAUUACAUCAUUGACGUACAUUGUUUGUGUCACGUUCACCGGCCUUUCCCGCGCUUUUCAAAUAUACUAGUCGAUUGUGUUGUUUGCUAACUGUCUGGUUUAAUCACGGAGAUUAUGUCUGCUUUCCAUGCGACACUGUCUGUUUGUUAAAUGUCCGUUGUGUAACUACUUAACGCAUUAGUAUGGUAUUUAGAAUGUACCGUAAUACACUUUUUUAUUCUCAUUAAGUUGUAGAACUAGUAUAUUCAUAUUCAUAUUUUCCACUUCGCCGGCGGAUUUUUGGAACUAUCUAUUUCCAUUCACCAGAUGUAAUCUCAUUUGAAUAAUGUCAAUUUUGACUAAGCUCUUCAGUCACUAGAUUCAUUGAACGAACAAAUUCUGCAAUUUAUCUUCAGUUCGUCUUUAAAUAACGCUGGUACAGGAUCUGUAUCCGGACUUAUAUCAAGUUUUGAUAGCGACGCACUUCUUCCAAAACAGAGAGAUGCACUCACUGCGUCACUCACCUUGAUGAGGAGGCUGCUCAUGGAUGCACAGACCAAGUUUAAGAAAAUGGUCGAUGAUAAUCGUCGAUUAGCCAGCCACAUUGACGGUACAAUACAAUCUGCUAAUCAAGAAGUCAACACUUUACGAAUUGAACUAGAUAUGACGAACAAAAAACUACGAGAACUUUCCAUGAGAGAUUCCUGCCAGCAUUGCCAGGGUCGGAGAUCAGAAGUGAGAGAACUGAAAAAACUUGUAGAAGAGAAUAAAAGAUUGUCAAGUGAGAAUCGCCAACUUCAAAAAGAAACUGAAAAUUUACGACAGCAAGCAUCAUGUGUAUCAGAACUCGCCAAAACCAAACUUGCAUUGCAUGAGAUGAUGACCGACAUGCGACUGAUACAAGAUGAGAAAAGAGAUGUUUUCAUUCAACUGGAAGAACUCCACACAUUACUUGAUGAAAAAGAAGAACAAUUACGAUCGUUCAUCAGACAAUAUGAAAAUCAAAUGCAGGAACAAGAAGCCAAAAUGGCUUCAUUAAAAGAAGACAAAAGCAGACUUAUUCAUGAAAAAGAUGAUUUGACUCACAAGAACACUGAAGUUGGAGAAAUCAUCUCAUCAUUAAGACAUGAAUGUGUCUCUAAAGAUAAAAGAAUUCGUGAUUUAGAAACAGAAUUAUCACAGACGAUCGAGUUUCUCUCUCCCGCACAAAUACAAGCUAAAAACAGAAGAUCUUGUAAUAGUGAUGAAUAUGCAAACCAUAAAGUUACAAAUCUCUCUGUUGAUAACAAUUUGACUAUCGACAGUGCUGACCUGAUUGCUUCUCCCGCAUCACCUCGUACUUUUCUUUCCAAUGUUCCAUAUUCUUCGUCUUCAAACGAGGAGGUAUGUGGUGUCGGUAAUGGUCAAGCGUCAAUUGAACGAGCGUCUCUUGAAAAACCAAAUCGGAAGAGGACCAAACUUGUUACACAAUUAUCAGGCUCAUUAUCAAGAGCAUGGGGACGUGCGAGGAAUCGGAAAAGUUUGGAUAUAAGCAAUCCUGGAACACCUUCUAGCAUUCCCAGAAAUACAGCGUUGUCUAUACGAUCGUACAGUACAGACACCGAUGUUUUUCUAUCUGGAAGUCGAAUGUCAUUGUAUGAUCGAACGGACGACGAGAAGAAAGAAAUUAUGGAUGAAAGUAAAAUUUUGCCAAUGCACAAGUGGAGAGCGGACACUGUUCAAGUCUGGUUAGAAUUGGUGAUGCAUAUGUCACAAUAUACCAAGGAAUGUGUGGAGAAUGUAAAAAGCGGAAAGGUUUUGCUUGGAAUGACGGAAGAUGAAUUAGAAACUUGUCUUUAUAUAACAAAUCCAUUACAUAAAAGAAAAUUAAAAUAUGCGAUAGAUGAAUUCCAGAAUCCAGCGGUCACUAUAAGUACCAUGUCAGCUGCGGGUCAGCUUGACCAUUGGUGGGUUAGUGAACACUGGAUGCGAGACGUGGGUUUAUCUCAAUACGCAUCAAAGUUCCGAGAAAACCUUGUAGAUGGUCGAGUAUUGAACAGUCUCACAAGAAAAGAUCUCGAACGCCAUCUUGGCAUAGACAGCAAGAGGCAUCAAGAUUCCAUAAUCAAAGGAAUUGAACUGCUAUCAAUGCUUGGUUUUGACAAACAGAGAUUGGAAGAACGCAGACAAAUGUGCCAUUCCUGUGAUGCUGAUCUUGUUGUAUGGAGUAAUAAUAGACUUAUACAAUGGGCCAAAUCUGUUGAUCUCAAAGAAUAUGCCUUCAAUUUGCGUGAAAGUGGUGUUCAUGGUGCGUUACUUGUUCUGGACACAUCGUUCAAUUCUGACGAUCUUGCCACUGCUCUCGGAAUUCCUUCUUCAAAAACAAUACUCAGGCGACAUCUGGCAACUGAGUUUGAUGCGUUAGUUCGACCUGCAAGGGAAACAUUUAAAGAAGAGAAUGGUCUCAGUAACAACACAACUUCAUCAUCGUCUCUCAAAAAACGUGGUGGAUCAUUAAGUUAUUCUUUCAUUCGAUCAACCGACCAAACAAGAAGGUCACGGAGGAGUUUAAGAUCUAUCAGUCGAUCGUUUGGACGUCAUUUGGGUAGAGAUUAUCAUAUGGUUAAUGGUACUGAUCGUGAGACAAAAUGAAGCAAUGGAUGAAAUAUUGUUUAUUGCUGAUGUUGAAAGCCAUUGAUUGAAAUAGAUUAUCUUUAUCAAUAGCAGAAAGCCAUUUUGUGAAGAAUUUGUUUCAAAACAUUGUUGACUGGAGGAGAAUACCAGAAUUCCAUGGCACUGCAAAGUUCCUAGCUGUUCGUUUUCUUUUAAUUUUUUUUUUUAAUUUUUUCACCAUGACUUUUUUGAAAAAAUGACAAUGACAUGAAGUUUAUUUACAAUAUCAUUUAAAGAAAUUUAGCGAUAUUUGUUCAAUUUCAUUAUAGAGUUGGUUGAAAAGGAAUGUUGCGUUUUUUUGAAACUUAUUUUUGAAUUUUCAUGAAGGGUUAAUUUAAAGAUUUUUUUAUCGUUGUUUGGGCAGUGUUUGAAUUGACAGUCAACAAUCAAGCAUGGCCAUCUAUAAACAGUUUCACAUAUGUAGGUUUACCUACAGCCCAUGCUCGGUAAGAUCCCAAUGCUAAUUUAUUCCUGGUAAACAAGCUUCAUCCAUACAUGGCAUUCAGAUAAAAUUGAAAUUUUUUUUUUUUUGUCAAAAUUUUUAUUUUGUAUCAUCAUGAAUGAUUUUUACUAAUAUCUUCAUAGAUUUAAGUUUUGUGUAAAAAAAUGAAUUUUGGUAUUUUUAUUUCAAAUUUGUUUAAACGUCAUGCUCAAUUAUUCUCAUGUAAGGUAUCCACUGUGUGUACUAGAGAGCAAUAUUUAUUGCUAAGGUCUGUUUGUAUUCCUUCAAACUGGAUUUUUUGUUUAAGCAAGAGCACAUUGUUUUUGUUGCAGCAAAAGUCAAUCAAUGUUAAGGACUUAGAUGUAAUAAUUUAUGAUAAAAAGUCGCCUUAGCUUGAUUGUUGUGAAUUUUGACAACUCGGAAUAGCAUAACUUAGGUAAGUCAAUGAUGACGGUAUUUGCAAUUUUGGCUUAGGGUUCCAAAAUUUAGUCAAAAAAAUUUAUAGGUUUCCACUGAAAAUUCAAGGAUUAUUAUUUCUUUGAUAAUCUGCUGGGUUUCUUAUAUAUCUUUCCCCCCAUUUCUUGAAAUUUUGAAUUUUAAUAAUAUCGCUUAUUGUAUGUGAAAACCUUGAAUACAUUUCAUAAUUGUUAAAUACCGCAUCAAAUUAAAAGUCUUGCUUGCGCAAUAGAAUGUGCAUUGUCCUAGUCGGAAAGGGACGGAUGUUUUUCAGAUGGUUAGUGUCUUACGCCUGGAUAUUGUUGUGGAACAAACUGUUACUGCCACAGGCUGAAGCUUGGUUUUAUUUGUUUCUUAGUUUUACCUAUUUAGGAAUGAUCUUGAUAAACGAAGAUGCUUGCUCAGUUUUUUUUUUUUUGCUCUUGUUUCUAAUAAAUUUUUUGUCAAAUGCGAAACAUG